GUUUCCGUGUCUGAUUGUUUCCAAAGGAAAAUAAAUCAUACGAAUUAUAGACUUUCCCCAUUCUUUAUCAAAAAUUAAAUUGUCUAGUUGUACCGUUUUAUCUAAAAUAAUUUCCUGCCUCUUUCCUGAGUGUAAUUAUACUGGUUUAGUUUUUAUGCGCAAGAAGUUUUGUCAUUCAACCACGUUACUAAAUAGAGAAUAAAAAACUAUUUGGUAUAUGACACGAACAAGUUCUGAUCACGCAAGCUACAUUAUUCAUAUCAAUUUCUUCAUUAAUCAUGUACAUUUUCAUUUAAUCGAAAACUCAAUAAAACGUUUGAACUGACCCAGUAUUCUAUUGAAAACCAUUUCGCCAUCUAACCAUGACGCUCUUCAAACUAUCCAUCGUAUUAAUUUUAAUUAUAAGGGCUAAAACGCAAAACUUUACCUGCGAUAGUCUCUUUAAUACAUCGGAUAAUAAAAGCUUUGUCUCAUUGCCUAAACUAGAAACAAUACAACGUAAAGAUAUAGUUACUUGUUUAGUUCACCUUGGCAAGGAGCCGUUGCCUUCUCUUGAGGCCAAUUACAUUUGGCACUCAAUUAAAAUAUUUUACGGCGACGUCGCAAAUAUUCCAGAAAGUAUACUGGCAACGUUGCAGUGGAUUACACCAGCUAUACCAGCUGAAGAGAUCUAUAAUAUAACGCUGGGUAGUAUUGAUGUUAUAGAAAAUUUUGGAAAGGAUUAUGGGCUGAGUGAAGAUCAACUUACAGCUGUCGCUGAUCGCGUUAGAGAUGACUUCAAAGAACUGGAAGAUUACACCUGCUAUGACUUGGUUGCUCUGAAGCAAAUCCUAUGUGCUUUUAAUGGAAACGAAAUAGAAAGAAUUCACGCUAAAGCAUACAAGGCAGCGUUUGUUGAAAUAGGUGAAUUGAAGAGAUGCAGUACCGAAGUGUUGCAGAAAUUUGUUAAAUUGGCAACAGACAGUUCGGCUUUUGGUCCACCGGAUUACUGGGAUAAUGUUGUUUUGAGUUCCAUCGGCGUCCUGGGAGAGUAUUUGCCUAAAAAAAUACAAGAUAAGAUUAGCAAAGCUAAAAAAGAAAUGAAACGAUUUUUGACGGCCUGAAUUCUUUGUUGAAAUUACGUUAGUUCAGUUGAGAAUUGUUUUUAUGAAGAUGACAUAAUUUUCUUUUUA
This is a messenger RNA of Pieris rapae (cabbage white), 1172 nucleotides long. RefSeq lists its product as uncharacterized. Bases 363 to 1103 code for a protein of 246 amino acids. The transcript has a single exon. Gene Ontology annotation, biological process: cell-matrix adhesion. NCBI's taxonomy places the organism in Eukaryota, Metazoa, Arthropoda, Insecta, Lepidoptera, Pieridae. The record is from RefSeq and is a predicted model, not a curated record. Gene Ontology annotation, cellular component: cell surface.